Messenger RNA from Mycena citricolor, 2577 nucleotides. The record is from the annotation of a GenBank genome assembly. Lineage: Eukaryota; Fungi; Basidiomycota; Agaricomycetes; Agaricales; Mycenaceae.
GAUCGAUUCAUGAUCGACGUCCUGCAUUUCCCGACACGAGGCUCCGCAGACGUCGCACCGAGGGCGGCGAGUUGUUGCGUUACCGCUCAACAAUCUUCAGAUACAUCGAGGUACCUGGCGAAGCCUGAAGUCAAGUCUGUGAGACAGGGAGCCGGUAAUGUAGGGGAUCCCGACACAAUUCAGGCGACCCAACGGCUGAUUUGCACGGAUUUGCGCCCAAUUCUCACGAGCGCCGGAGAUGCAACCCCAUUUAGGUCAAGCCCAUGAAGAAGCGAACGCAAAUCCGCUUGUCGGACGGCGCCCGAGGAGACAGACAAGAUAGACGAUGGCUUUGUGCUAAUUUAUUGCCGAGCCGCUGCAAAUCCCCCGCUGGGAAUCCGCGGAGCAGACAUUGCCGAAAGGGUACUAAUAGCACGUAUGGUGCGUGUCGGCCAGAAUCCUCGCUCCCCCGGAUACGCGUAGACUGACUGACUGCCCCACUCAAAUCUUGCUUCGACAUCAUCGCGCGAAUUCUCUUCGUCUGCCUUCGGCUUGACUCGCAAGGCUUCUUCUUCGAGAAAAUCCCGGCCUUUAUCUUUGACUGGACGCUCCUCCUGGCAUCUACUUAAAGGCCCCGAGAAGUCAUAAUUAACAGCACAUCUGUUCUUCGCCCACAAUUACAGCGUCUGCAGUACACUAUGGCCCCCACCAUUGUCCUCCCCAGCAUUCACGAGAUGUUUCCCGAACACUUGAUGAUCGCGCGGCCCGGCCCGCCACCAGCAGCGCCAGCAGCCUCUCGACCGCACUUCCAUCCCUAUCUCCCCGCCACCACACCACCGCCGGCUCAUGCAUCGACCUCGCAGCGCGCGAGGGUCCGCCUUCCCUCGAUACACACGGCGCUUCCACCCACGACCGGCUCUCCCGCGUUCUCAUUUGACGUACUCAAAAACGAUCCGCGAACGUCGUCGCUGACGCACAUCGCGUCAAGCCGACCGCGGCGCCCAACGACAUCCUCCUCCUCCUGCUCCUCUGAUGAUCUGGACUUGCAAGACGGUGAUGACGAGUCGGGGGAUUUCGGGCCAGAGGAAGAGGAGGGGAAGAAACAUCUGUGUCCCACGUGCGGCAAGCGGUUCAACCGGCCCAGCAGCCUGCGAAUCCACGUUAACACGCACACCGGCGCGACGCCAUUCCGCUGCCCGUACCCUAAUUGCGGACGCGCUUUCAACGUGAACUCGAACAUGCGUCGGCAUUUUAGAAAUCACGGCGCGCCUCCGCCGCCGACUCCCUUGAGCCCAGUUGACGGCGCUCGUGCGCAUGCGGCAUCUCGGCGGUCGUCUCCAACGCUAUCAGUGUCUCCCCCGCCGUCGUCGGUGACGUCGUCCUGUUAUUCACCUCUCACACCUGUCUCGCCGCUGUGGCGGGAUCACGCUCAUCCGUACCAUUCUUACACUGCCAAGACGAGUCCGACGACAUUCUUCGAGAGUGAUGUGCGGAGCGAGAGGCGAUGACAGAGAAUGCCCUUGGCUAGAUUCUUGUCAUUCCCCCCUACAUUAGCUCGUUUGUUCCCUCGAUGUAAAAUCCGACGAUGUAAUACCAGAGAAGAAUGCGUGUGUACGACCUAUUUACUGUACGCCACUCGCCAGACAAACUCUUAGCGACCGACAACGACGGGAUGUCCCUCAAGAUUGUGUUCUGUGUCGAUUAAUCCUGGUCAAUUCCUGGAUAAUUGGAUCUGGAUUUCUUGACCUACUCCUUGCAAUCCUGUCUCCUUCCCAUGAUCCAUACAAUUCCAGCGAACAGUUUGGACAAAAUUCACCGUUGCAGAUUCUGUUCUGGGACGGAUUAUGGGCAGAACCUCGGGAUUUGAUGUCACGGAUAAUUAAGCCACGUUUUCGUUUUUCUUGCAACGAUGACAAAAGAUGGUCUGCCCGCGACCAUGACGGUGAUUAAAAGCUCACUCUGAGCUUAUGUUGAGCACACUGAGUUUCUGCCGACCGGAGUCAAAUCCAACUGGAUCCGGGCCCCAGUACUGAUGACUGUGUGCACCAAUAAGAAAGCUCGAAAUCCGCAACCCCGGUGAAUUAUUCGUAAUUAGCUCAAGCUUCAUGAUUCACAGGGACCCAGCUGCUGGAUUCAUCCCUUCGUGGGUUCCAGCACCGGCAGAUCGACACAAGAUCCUCGGCGAUCCUCAAGUAGGGCUGUCCGAUGACCGUAUUGAGACCCGGUGCGUCUUCACCCAUUCUCACGGCAUGUGAUUCGAUUCCAGCCGCAGAGACGAAUAGACCCAGCUGACAGACAAGCUGCUGGGCUGAAUCCAGCACUUAUCCUGUCAGCGAACGAUCGCACCUGAUUAGUCGCCGGACGAUGCGGAUCCGGGAUCUCCGGUGAAGCUUGACCUUGAGACAAAUCCAGCUCGUGAUUAUGUAAAGAAGAUGAGUCCAGCAUCACUUGAUCCUUGGCGCCGGAAUAUCUGAGGUGCUAGUCCUUGCAUGACCAGGCGCCUAGUGUCCGGUCAAUGGCAGACGGCUUGGGAGACGUGAUUCAGAUCCACACGCCGCUGAUUAUUUUCUUUAGAAAAUGCCGCCAGGCCAGGGCGUA